AUGGCGACAACGUCAGGUGUUACCCGUGGCGAAGACACCGUGAUCAACUCGCAAACCGUCUCGCCCUUCCGCGAAGCCUCGUCAGUCACCGUGGCGCUGCUGCCGCCGCACCCGCCGAAAUUACCGCACGCGGAGGCUUUAGACGAAGAGGAGCGGCGCCGCCCCGGCGCUGAAAGCAAGGAGCGCGCCGCGGAGUGUUCAGUGAGCAUCCCGGCGGCUCGAGGCCCCCUACACGCCGCGACCACCACCGCUACUGCCGGCGUGCGUCGCGACGAGGCCGACCCCGUCUACUGCUUUCCACAGCGCGACUCGGCAUGGGCCGCGGCCCUCGCGGCGUGCAUCGCGCUGCUGAUCGUCCACGAGCUCGUCUCGCCGCUCUUCGCGCUCCAAUGGCCGUUCCUCUUCUCCCUCGCCUUCUUCCUUCUUUGCUCCGUCUCCGCAUUCGUCCUCUCCCUGUUCCCUUCCUGCUUUGCGCUCCGCCGACUUUCCAGUAACUUCACUCCUCGCGCCGUGACUGUGUCUGCGUUCAUGUGCGAGUGGAUUGGCACUGCCAGUGCCAUCAGCUGUGCCGGCACCGCAACGCUCCUCCUUGCUGUGUUCGCCAGCAUGUCAGCAUACAGUUCUCUAGGUGCAGGCAUGGCUGCUGCACUGGCCUCGGGUCUGGUUGCCUGGAUUGCGGCUCUUGCCUUGUGCUUCCUCUACUGUCUGCUUCUCCCCAUCAGUGCCACCGCCAGACUCAGCUUCCUUCCCUCUUCACACAUCGCCCUCCGAGCUCUCUCACGAGCCUUCCCAACCUUUUUGCUCUUCCUGGCUGUGUCACUCGUGCUGCUGCUUCCAGUAGCGGUAGUAUCAAUCCUGGUGGUCGGCUGUGGUGGGGUAAAUAACUACGGGCGAAUUAACUCGCCCGGCGAUGACAUCCGUGUAGCCUUGGCGAAGAACGCGAGCAAGGCGGGAAGUCCUACCGCGGCCUCCGGAAUCGUGGUCCAAGCACAGGACAACGGGUGGAUGGACGAGAGCGCUGUGCAGACCUGGCUGUCCAAGGAGGUGCUGCCCCAUCUGAACCCCCAGCGCGGCCAAAACGCGAGGCGUGCGAUGCUGGUGUUGGACUCCUACCGCGGUCAAAUCACCCAGACCAUGCUUCAGUCGUACCGCACGCACAGCAUCACCCCUGCAGUCAUCCCAGCGGGUUGUACGAGCCAGAUUCAACCCCUGGACGUCUCAAUCAACCGGUGCUUCAAGGCUGCUGUGCGAGCGCGCUACGCCAGGUGGUUCAUGCGGAACCUGCAGAGGCCGCCCCACCCCGUGGUGCUGCAGUGGAUCGCGGAGGCUUGGGAUCAAGUCCCCAAGCAGAUCAUCAUCGACGCGUUCCGCCACUGUGGGAUCUCAAGCAAGCUGGACGGAACGGAGAACCACCUGGUGAUGUCUCACAUGCGCGCCAGGAGCACCACUGAUGUCUCCGCGGACAUGUCCGUCGGGGGGACCACAGGCGACAACACGCGCCUGCUCGGUCGGGCUCCAGAGGAGGAGGAGGAGGAGGAGGCGAUGCAGGCGGAGGGCGUGCGGGAGGUGGCAGUGGCAACCGGCCUGGAGGUGCUGUACCAGGAGACCCCCAACUACCGCGGGGCGGCAGCCGAGGUUGACCGCAUGAUCGAGCCUAGGGAGACGGCUAGGCAUGCCUGA
Molecule: messenger RNA, 1680 nt
Organism: Closterium sp. NIES-65
Lineage: Eukaryota; Viridiplantae; Streptophyta; Zygnematophyceae; Desmidiales; Closteriaceae
Source: the annotation of a GenBank genome assembly